AUGUACUGUAAGGGCCCAAAAAAAAACUUUUUUCCGUCGCAGGAAAUUCAAACUUUCCGAAAAAGUUGCCAACACCCAUUGUUCUUCGGCGGCGUCGGAAAAGGCACAGGUGCCGUCUGUCCGGCCAGCCCAACUUUCCAUUACACACCACGUCUGUUGUUCGGCUCAGAAAUGGGACUUCUGGCCGGGGAGCUGCUCCAGCUCCAAUCCAACAGACGGAGCUGUUGCGCAAGCAGCCAGCUCCUCCAUCAUCGAAACCUGUUGACUCUCGAAUCGCCUUGCAACACCUGGUCAGCCGGCCCCGGGUACAAGGUGAAAAUGAGCCGAGGUGUGCGAACAAAAUUGCUCCGAUUUGGUGAUGGAUAAGGUGAAGGGGUUUACACUUCUUUGUCGUGAUUGGCAGGUUUAUAAAAAAUGUUUUGACCCAAAAUGAUCUCCUGGUCGUCCAAGAAAAUACAAGGUGAAGAUGAGCCGAGGUGUAGGCAAAAUUGCACCUUUUUAUCAGGAUUUGAAGGUUUUUCUCAUUUUCUGGAAUAUUUUUUGAGAUUUAUAUGUUUUUUAUAAUGAUGUAUACUUCACUUAAAAAAUAGUGCAAAACUCUUCAAAUUUCACGAAAAAAUCUUUCGCUCGGUUUGGGUAAUUUUUACUCUCAUACUUCACAUAAAUAAUAGUUUCAUGACCACAUUCUUCAAAAAUCACUGUUUUUAAAGCCCCGGGCAAAUUCGGAAUGGUGGAUAAUGACAACUCAAAAGGAGAGGCUUGAAAAAAGGAUGCGAAAAGGCCGCAAAAAGGCUGCAAAAAGGCUGCAAAAAGGCUGCAAGAAGGCCCCAAAAAGGCAACAAAAUAGUGCCUUUUAUGGAUUCUUCCAAUUUUUCUGUGUUUUGAAAGGCUCAAGAAAUGUUGGAAAUGGGAGAGGCAGCUAAAAUGAUGCAUAAAAGCCGGCAAAAAGGAACCUUUCUAUGGAGCCCUUUCCACCCUUCUCGACUUUGCUUAGUUGGUACUUCCAAUUGAUCACAGCGUUCCCAAAAAAAUCCCACCAGAAAGGCUCGAUUUCCAAUCACAAAACCCAGCCAUUUGGUGUGACGUGCGGAGACAAAUUUCACAGUUAGUUUGGCGGCAAAUUCAAAAUGCAAUUAGGAGGAGGGGCGGCUGGCGCGUUUGGUGACACAUUGGCGCGCAUGCGCAGAUGUUGCUCAAUCGGGCCCGGCGACGACGACGCGUUUUUGGCUCCAGAUGAGCUCGUGGGCUGGAUGAGAGGAUGAGAAGAUCAGGAAAAAGAGGAAGUUGGGAAGAAAUGGCUGUUUUUUGAUGGGCCAUAUGUGCUCCAGUGAUGAUCAGAAGAUCAGUAAAUCUGAAAAAUCUGAAAAUUUUUUUUUUGAAGAGCUCGGUGAUCUCCUGACAGUCUUAACCUUGCAGAUGCCUAGUUUUGAAAAAAAUUAUUUUCUCAAAGUUUGAUUUUUGUGCUCCAGUGAUGAUCAGAAGAUCAGUAAAUCUGUAAAAUUUGAAAACUCGUCAAUAAUUUUUUUUAAGAGCUGGUUGGUCUCCUGACAGUCUUCCAGAUGCCUAGUUUUGAAAAAUUUUCAAAGUUUGAUUUUUUGAGAAGCUGAGAUAAUGAGAAAUUGAUAUAAUUUGAGUUUUUCAGAGGGCGAAUAGUAAGUCUCUUCUGAUCCAGUUUGGCUAAAAAGGGUCCUGUUCUUUGGAGCCUCGUUGCUCAAAAUACUCAGUGGAAAAGUGCGAAUUCCGGCGAAAAUAAAAAAAACAGCAGCCAUCGGAUCAGGUGGAAAUAAUCAGAACGACGGAUUGGGCGACCACAUGCGGCCGAUGAAGCCGCAGAUGGGAUUCCACAAAGCAUCUGCUUAUUUUUCCACACUGCUUUACAGAUGGCGCGGGUGUUUCUGUAGGCGACACGACGGCGCAAUAUGCGGUUUUGCACCUUGCGGGCUGCGGCUCCGUCCGUCGGCCACCACCGGAGCAGCUGCGGAGCAGCAGCAGCCUGCUGCUCGGGACACAGAAAGACACCUCGUUUUCGACGCCGUCGUAUUUUCACUUUUGUUGGGGCUCACCGGCUCAGAUUUAUUGCUUUCGGAGAUCAUUGCGAAGGAAGUUAGAGAUUUGAAGAGUUCCUAGGAGUUUGGCUAGAGACAUUAGGAGCCUGACUGAAGGUUUAUGUUCAGACUAUUGCACUUCCUAGCCUUGAAAAAGAAUUUUAAAGAGUUUGAUUGAAAAAUCAGAAGUGCUUCUGAUGACUGAAACCUCCAGUUCAAUUCAUUCCUUCCGGACUUUCGAAAAAAAAAGGGAUGUCCAGAAAACUUUUUGAGAAUUUCACAAGAUUUGGGCGAUCAUCGCAAGUCAUUUCAGACUCAAUUUAUGGCUUUCUAGAUUUUUGGACAAAGUGAGAGUCCUCAAGAACUUCCAGGAGCUUGGCUAGAGCAAUUAGGAGCUUCCUGAAGGUUCCCGACUUGAUUUACUUCUUUCUGACCUUUCGAAAAAAAGUUAGAUAAUUGAAGAAGUUCUAGAAGUUUGGCUAGAUUUGGGCAAGUAUGGCCAGAGAAAUGAGCAUGAACAGACGAUUCCGACUCAAUUUUUGGCUUUCUGGAUUUUUGGAUAAAUUUAGAAUCUUCAAGAACUUCUAGGAGCUAUCUGAAACUCCCGGCUCAUUUUAUUCUACUUUCUGACUUUUCAAAAAAAAAAGAGCUAGAAGUUUAAAGAAGUUCUAGGAGCUUGGCUAGAAUAAUUGGGAGCACGACAAAAUGUUUUUUUUUGAAUUCAUUGUCCUUCCUGACCUUUGAAAAAAAGCUUGACGAUCUCUUUUGGAGGUCCAUCAACGAGGAAAAAAGCAAGACUAAAAAUCUCCAGCCUAAUUGAUUUUUGAAACCUUGGAGACUUUUUGAGAAUAUGACUGGGAAUUUUAGGAGCCCGACUUGAGAUCUGAACUUUGAGUGAAGAGCAUAGUCAAGCUUCUCAAACUUAUCGCCUUCAGACUUUAAAAAAUGAAAGCGUUGCUUCAAAUCUUGUUCGCAGAUCUAUUAGUUAUAUGGGAGUAUAGCCGGAUCAGAAGUUUCUCAAUUUUCCCGCGUCACUUGGAGCCUCUCACGCAACUGUUUAUACUAUACGUCUGCAAUUACUCGUCAUUUGAUCGAGUGAAAAAAAGCCUUGCAUAAUACUUGGCAAACAAACAAAGGGGGAAAAAAGUUGGCGUUGAGGUCGUCGUCCGGAAACGGCCCGUGCACACACAGGUGUUCUUUGGCAACACUCCAAAUUCGACCUUGCAUUUCCCAGUCAUUCGCCGGUUCCGAUGCAGGUGUGCAUGCCUUCUUGGCCUCCGUCAUGCCACUUUUUUUCGCCCUCCAACGACUUGGCUGCCUUUUACCGCAUUUGGGGGUAUUCAUCGAGAAAAUCUAUCCUUGAAGAUGGGAUAGUCAAGGUUUUCUAGAUGCAUCAAAGGAUUCCAGACUAUUAGACUUAAAUUCGAACGAAGCUCCAAAUUACGCCUUGGAUCAGAAUAAAAAAAUUCCAUUUUCCAGUUUUUUUAAAGUUUAAUUCUAAAAAGGUCUACUACAAAGCUCAAAAAAAGGAUCGAAAAAAACUUUUUUUAAUAAAAAAAUCAAAAAAAUACGACAUUCCAAAUGACGCUUGUAGUAGAUAAAAAUCGAAAAAUCUGCUACUACGUUCCAAAAUACGCCUCGAAUGAACAUUUUUUGAUUAUUCGAAGCCCACUACGACGCUCCAAUCGACGCUAGAAAUAGUUUUAUACAUGCAAAAACCAACUACGACACUCCAAACACCUUCAGAAAACAAGUAAAAAAAGCUUUGAAAUAAAACUACGACAUUCCAAAUGAAGCUUGAAAACAAUCAAAGUUCAUAGAAUCUGCUACGACGCUCCAAAAUACGCUUCGAAAGAUCGCUUUUUAAUUGUUUAAAGCUCGCUACGACGCUCCACUUUACGCUGGAAAUAUUUAAUGCAUCCAAAACCCGACUACGACGCUCCAAGCAACUUCAGAAAACGGUUAAAAAAAUUUGUGAAAAAAUUACGACAUUCCAAAUGACGCUUGGGAAUACUGACGAACUAAAAAGUCUGCUACGAAGCUCCAAAACACGCCUCGAAUGAACAAGUUUCAAGUAUUUAAAGCCCAUUACGACGCUCCACUUUACGCUGGAAAUAUUCUAUCCAUCCAAAAACCGACUACGACGCUCCAAAUAACUUCAAUUUAAGACCGUGAAAAAAUUAAAUAAAUCCCUUAAGAGCCUUAUUUCAGCAAAAACCACGGUCUAUAACUAAGCAAAAGCAAACAAGAAGGCAAGAAGGCGCGGCGCCACGCUGGGACCAAGUGACCUCUUAAGGAGCGCCAGAAAGUUUGUUGGUAGGAAUCCUUGCGGCAGGUGUGCGUAGGCCUUGCAAACAUGGCAAUCGAGUGGCUCUGUUGCACAACAAACACGAGAAUUCGCCGGGAAUAAAAUAGCGGAUUAAGAAAGGUACUUAUUCGAGUCUGACGUCACACACACAUGCGUAUCGGAUUCCUGUGCUCUCGAAUUAUCAUAAUCUCUUAAUUUCGGUCGAUUCAAUGGAGCUCAGGAAUGGUUCUUCUGCAUAAGGACCUUAAAGAGCCUUGGGAAGUCAUUAUAAAAUCAUCUUGAAGUUCCCAGAGAGUCCUCGAGCCAUUCUGAAUGCGGUCAGAGCAUUCUGAGGAAGGUUUGUUGAAUGGACUAAAAGUUUCUAAAUGAAAAAGAUUACUGAAAUGUAAAAUUAGACAAAAAUGUACCUCCAAAAACAGAUUUUCGAAGUUUUUUCUUCCCAGGAUGCAUCAAAAGAUUUUCAUUCUUCAAAAUACAGAAUAUUAGACAAAAAAUGAGUUUUUACGAGGCUCCAAAUUACGCCUCAAGUAAGUCGGCCCAAAAAAUGCAAAACGACGCUCCAAAUGACAUUAGAAGAUUUUUUGAAGUUUCGAAAAUUCUGCUACGACAUUCCAAAUGACGCCUCAAGUUAGUCAGGUAAAAAGUUCAAUACGAGGUUCCAAAUGACAUUUAAAGGAUAUUUGAAUUUCCCAAACUCUGCUACGACGUUCCAAAUUAUGCCUGAAACCAGUCGGUUUAAAAAAAUGCAGUACGACGCUCCAAAUGACAUUAGAAGAUUAUCUGAAUUUCACAAAUUUUGCUACGAUGCUCCAAAUUACGCCUGAAGCUAGUCGGUUCAAAAAGGCAGUACGACGCUCCAAUUGACAUAAAAAUCUACAACGACGUUUUUUUGAACAACUGGAAAAAGCUUCAUUCACAAAAAAGGCAACUACGACAUUCCGGUUGACGUUUGGCAAGAGCUCUAGUUUGAACUGUCUGCUACGAAGCUCCAAAUUACGCCUUAAACAUUUUCGAGAGGAAAAAAUCCAUUCCGACGCUCCAAUUAACCAACUUUUGACAGCACCUCUAUUCAAUUCCAACCUGCCGACCUGACCCUUACAAAAAGUCUCGAGCCUAAACAAGAAGACAACGGUAAACCGAUCGACGGCUGCAUUGAGGUUUCAAGUUUCGCCACGAAAAUCUGUGGGGGCCAAUCCCGCGAACGGCGCGCAACAUUUAAUAAUACAGGUCCGAGAUUGCGCAAAGUUGGCACUUUCGAGUGAAUCGAGAACGGUUGCAGGUGCAGAGAUCGUUUUCUAAUGAUUCAGAAGGGAGAAACGGCGUCAGCGCAUCCGAUGACACUGUUUGUGUUGGUGUUGAACUUUUGGAUGUACCUGGACCAGUCGGGUCCCGUACAAACAAGAUUUACUGACAACUUGGCAGGUCACCGGGUAGGCAAAUAACAAUGGCUCCUUGGUAUGGGAAAGUCAAAAAAGUGGCCAUUAUUCUAUAGAUUUUUCUAUUGCCAUUGAUUUCGCGAAACUCGAAAUAACCGUCAGAGAAAGAAAAAGUUAACUAAAUCUUGGAGAGUCAGAGAUAAUUUUGCAUUUCGCGGAAAUACUUUGAACACCGCAUAACUACUGUCUUUUUCCGUACGAAAAAUUUUUGGGUUUUUUUACACUAAUUUUGCAUCGAUUUAUUACUUUUUUUAUUAGAAUUGAAGCUCAUUUUUCUCUCAUAAAGACCACGAUAACCUUACAAAAAUAUCAAAAAUAAACAAAAAAAUUCAAGAAAAAGAUUAUAUUUGAAGACGUAGACCUGAAGAACUUUCAUUUUUUUAUAUUUAAAUGGUAAUGGUUCCCGAAAUAAGGUCAUUAUUAUUCACUCAAAAAAACAAUGUUUUUUUCUCCUUUUUUUACAUUUGUAAUUUUAUGGAUAAUUCCAAAAAAACGAAUAGCGUUUCAAAAUAUUUUUUUACGAUUUUAAAUUUAAGGAACGUGCUGAAAAUGAAAAAUGAAGCUAAAAAAAUAACUAAAUUAUUAAAAAAACGUUUACAAAAAUUAAAUUUACGAAAGCCACCGCAAAUUGUCCAUGGAGCAACUUUGCUGUUGUUCUUAAAAAAAAUGGUUCAACUUUCCGCUUUUUCAAAAAUCACAAAUUUUCAAUCUUUUUGAAGUAGCUUGUUGGGAUCACAUAAGAAGAGUCUACUGCGAGGUUCUUUUUAGACGAGAAAAUGUAUCAUAUCAUCGUAAUUUUUUACAGCAUUUUUUUUAAAUAUCAUAUGUUUCCUCAUCAUUCAUUUGCCCCAAUCAUCGACCACAUAAAAGAAUAAAUAAGUCGUAUGAAAUCAGAUUUUCACUGGCGCCCCUUGAGGAUAACAGGUGAGGCGGCGGACCUCUGUUGUCGGUGGAGGGUCGCUUUUUAAUCCAAUCAUCUCCUUCAGCCAGACGAUCGUUUCAAGGUGAAUUUGUUCGCUUUGGCGGCCCGACGAGCCGUUCUUCCAUUCCCUCAUACUAGAUUUGGGUCAUCGUGAUUGACGGCCUCACGGCUGGACCGUCCGGCUGCACACCGCUUUAUCAUCGGAAUCCUUUUUGAGGAGAACGGAGAGCCGAAAUAUCUGAAGUUAUGAAGGCCAUAGGUGAAACGGAAACCGGUGAACCUUCAAGAGAAGAUGAAAAGGCUCCUAAAAUAAUGAAAAAAAAGCUUUCGAGCUCCUCAGAGGAUCCUUUUUGAGGAGUACGGAGAGCCGAAAGAACUGAAAAUAUGUUGGCCGUUGAAGUUUACGCUCCGUAAAUGUCAAGUAAGGACUGAGAUUUAGGCAGAACGGCUGUUAGUCAUAUUAAGGUAGGUUAGAAAGUUUCUAGCUUAUUUUUCUAAAUCAUAUUCAUUUUACUUAUUGACUUGAGAAAAAAAGGAAAAAUUUAAAAAAUUUCCUGGCUCCGGAACAGACGGCGCAGCAUUGCAGUAAAUUUACUUUACGGUUGGAAGUUUUUUUGAAUAAAAAAAUAAAAAAAUAAGAAAAAAAUUGAACUUUUUCAUUUUUGAAAAAUUAUCAAUUUUUGAGUUUUUCUUAAAGCUUGUUCAUGAAAAAAAUUGAUGAAUUUUAUGACAUAUUUUUUUAUUUUUGUUUCGCAUAAAUUUAUCAUCUACAAGAAAUUGAUUAGGUAAAGACUUUUAUAUUUUAGUACCAUGUCCAUUUUUGACAGUUUCCUGGCUUUGGAAAUGCUUUUUCGCACGAUUUUUCUGUCACUUUUUAGCUCAAUGAUCUAAUUUUUUCGUGCCAGGACCAUUUUGGACAGUUCCUGACUUUCUCAAAAUAUUUUCAUUUUUUAAAAAGUUCCUAACUUUUUCAAACUUUCUCCAUUUUUUCUUUAUUCUCAUGGAAAAAUUCAAGAUUUUUUAGGACUUUUAUUUCUUUCGUGUCAAGACCAUUUUUUGACGGUUCAUAACUUUUUCGAAGGUGUGAAAACUUUGCCCUUUUUACCCCAUUUUUUGGAAAAAAAAAAUCAAAAUUUUCCGUUCCAUGAAUUUCCAAACAAAACGGCAUCCCCCGCCAAAGGCUAGGAUCGGUUCAUUAAGAAAGCGGAUCGCGUGCACCGGAAUGACAGUUGCAAACAAUGGCGUGGGGGGACGGCCGGCGGUUGCCAAUUUGUGGCAAGGCUCAUACAAAUCGGCGCGCCUUUUUGCGGCCGAGCAGAGCGACAAUUGAGCAUGCACACGUGUGCUCAUUAGCACAUGCGCGACAUUUUAUCUCCUAUUUGAGGCAGCCUUUCCACCGUAACUGGUGCGAAGAGUUCGAAAAGAUCGUGGCGGCAAGUUGGAAAGGAGCCAAAACUGGGGGCUCGUGUUUUGUUGAGAAUUGCGCCACCGUUCCCGAAAAACCCAACGAGUGCCCGUAAACGGUUGCGUGUGUGUCGGCCCGUUUUUUGAGCCUCACCUUAUAGGUUAUGUUUUGGUGGCGUCAUUAAGCAAUUACGAGGAAAAAGGUGGACCACUGACAAAAAAAAAAAGAGGUUCAAAGUUAGACAUUAUCAAGCUUCUCUAACGUUUUCAAAAACUCCCUGAGCUCUUUGGUUUUUCUAAUGUUUUGAAUUCUCGUUGUCUCAUUCUAGCUAAGGAACUAUUGGAAUAAACUAUAGUAAUAAUAACGAAUUAAGGACCAAAUCUUCGAAAUAGAGCUAUGAAAACCCUUUGAAUAUUACUGAGCCAUUCUCAACAAACGUUGAUUCAAAAUCAAGUCGCAAAAAUCGCCAGAAAGGUAUUUGAAAAAAGAAAAUUACAGAUGGUUGAAAAUGGAAAAAACACUCUCUAGUAUAAACUGCUCUGUGGCUAAGAAAAUCAAAUAACAUUCGAUAAAAUGGUUUUCUAGGCUUUUCUAUGAUUUUUCAAAGCUUCAGAACUUUUGAAACCUGAAAGUUGGCCAAUAAAUACUAAAUAAUCUAUCGUAAAAGAUUUCCAGAGAUUCAUUUUUGAAAUUUUAAUCAAAACAAUCGUGAUGAAAUCCCCCUCUCUCCCAAAACUUCCUAGCUCAGUUUGUUUGGCAAAACCGGCGAGAUCACAUCCGGAUCACAUUCUAAUGACUCGAGUCGAAACCAGUGAUUAAGUCAGGCCGCUUCUUCUCAUUAACCACAUUAACGUGUGACGACCGGCGCCGGUUAAUCCGGCCGUCGGCUUUUUCUGUUGCUGUCCGACUCAUAAACACACACUCGUCAUGGGAGAGACCGAUUUCGGUGCGCCUUUUCGACCGUCGCUAUCAGGACGAGUUCAUCUCCAGGUGCGAGACCCCCAUGAGAAAACGCCUUGUCAAUCAUUUCCUCCCCAAAGGUUCGAGAUAACGAUCAGCGGCUUCUUCUUCUCUUGCCAAGGUUUCCGAAAGGAGAUUACCUUCUCGAUGGGAACAAGUUGUCACAAGGAGGUCGUUUUACAUCCAGAUCUGAAAAUUUGCUCGAAUAAUCUUGAAUUGACUAAAAGAACUCGGGCAAAGUUGGAAGGGAGGUAAAUGACCGCAAAACGGCCACAGAAAGGCUGCAAAAAGGCGGCAGAACGGCUGCAAAAAGAGUCCCUUUAUUGAGCUUUUCAUUUUUUCUGAGAUUUUAGAGGCUUUGUAAAAAGGGAGAGGCUCAAAAAAGGCUGCAAAAAGGCCGCAGAAAGGCUGCAAAAGACCGUAGAAAAGCAGCAAAAAGGCUGCAGAAAGGCCGCAAAAAGGCCCCAAAAAUAGUCUCUUUAUCGAGCCUCCCCUUUUUUCUGGGACUUUAGAGGCUUAAGAAAUGGUGGAAAAAGGGAGAGGCUCAAAAAGGCCGCAAUAAGGCCGUAGAAUGGCUGCAAAAAGACAGUAAAAAGGAACCUUUCUCCCCCUAAAAGGAACAUUUCUAUAGGGUCUUUUUUCCAUCCUUAUGCACGUUUUUCAGAAAUACGGUUUUUUCGACUUUUCCAAAUUCAAUACAUAAAACUUUGGUCCGAAAUUACCUGCUGUUUUGAAAUACGAACCCAAAUUGCAGGUCUCUCAGGCCAGUUUACGCAAACUGUCAGCGAUUUGUAUAAACGUCGGACCCUACUCAAGAUAAAUUACCUAUUCUGCCCCGUUUUGAGGUCAUUUUUCAACAAACUUUGCCCUUUUCAGGGUUGGAACUUUUUCGUGAAGCCUUCUUCGAGCUAUAGGAAGCUCGAAAAGUUCUGAUUCUGAUCAAAGCUUCUACUCUGGGGGGCUUUAAAUUAGGGAUUAAAUAAUUAACUAAGGUCUGAAGUUAUUUAUUUUAAAUCUGAAGCUAAUUCCCAUCAGCGAGACUCUUCAAAGGAGACUCUUCAAAGGGAUAGAAGGGGAAAAAUACAUUUGAAAAUUUCUUCGUCUCGAGACCUUUUUUUGAAUUUGUUCAUGCUCCUUUAACAAAAAUUUUUGAGCGUUGAACCAACAAUAUUCAAUUAUGGAAUUCUCCAGAUCCUUUAAAACGCUAGAAGGUCACAAAUUACGCCUAGAACAUUUCUUCGUCUCGAGACCUUUUUCAAACUCUUCCAUGCUCCUUUAACCAAAAAAUUUGGCUGUCAAUCAAAAUCAUUGAUUCAUAAGAUCUUCCAGACCCUUUAAAAUGUUAGAAGAUCACAAAUUACAUUAAAAAUAUUUAUUUUUCUCAAGACCUUUUUUUCAAACUUUUCCAUGCUCCUUUAACCAAAACGUUCAGCUGUGAACCAACUUUAUUAAGCCUUAGAAGUUUCCAGACCUUUCAGAGAAAAAAAAUAUGAUAGUUCUUAGCUUCAAGACAUUUUUCAAACUUUUCUAUGCUCCUUCAACCAAAAUAAUAGUCUUGAAUCAACUAUAUUGAGUCAUAGGAUCUUCCAGACGCUUUGCUGAUCCAAUAAUCAUCCGGAAAGCGGACCAAUUAGCCGCCGGAGCCAAUAUGUCCUCAGGUAAAAAGGCUGCAAUUGUGUCGGCGACGGCUCGAGCCGCGGUUACAUCAACAGCCACCUGGCUGCCAGCUGCGGUGUUUGGGUUAGCGGUUCCGCCCGUGCCAAAAGGAGCUCUCCUCCUCGUUCUCAUAUUUUAUGUCGACGCGAAUCUCCCCUUCUUUUGUUGCCGCGGCUGGGCAUACACGACAAGCGCGCGCGCCUUUGCUGCGUGCCGAUGACGUCCGGUGUUGAGAGCAGCAUGUCUUCUUGAAGAUUGAGCGGUCUGGAGGAGCAAGUCUUCAUCUGGAGUCUUAUUUUUGGUAGGUUUAGAAGAGCUGAGGGCAGCAGUGGUCAGUCUUCUUGUACAAAAGGUCUUUGAAAGGUCUGGAGGUGUAAGUUUUUGUUGGAAGUCUUUUUUUUUGGAGGGUGUAGAUGAACUAAAGUGAGAGGAUUCGAAACUCGAAAAUUGAAAGAUCUGGAGGAGCAAGUCUCCACUGGAGCCUUCUUUUUGGUAGGUCUAGAAGAACUGAGCUCAGAAGAAACAGGUCUUCUUGAAGAUCGAGAAGUCUGGAGGAGCAAAUCUGGAGUCUUCUUUUUGGUAUGUCUAGUACAGCUCAGAUCUGGGGAAGCAUGCCUUCAAUGGAAGACUUAUUUUUGUGAGGUUUAGAAGAACUGAGGGCAGCAGUGGACAGUCUUCUUGUAGGUUAAGAGGUCUGGAGGUGUAAGUCUUUGCUGGAAUUCUUCUUUUUGGGAGGUCCAGAAGAGCUGAGGUCAGAAGAAACAAGUCUUCUUGAAGAUCGAGAAGUCUGGAGGAGCAAGUCAUCAGUUGGAGUCUCCUCUUCAGAAGGUCUAGAAGAACUACGGUCAGACUUGGUCCCUCUUCUUGAGGAUCGAGAGAUCUGAAGGUACGAGUCUGGAGAAGCAAGUUUGUUGGAAGUAUUCUUCUGAGAAGGUCAAGAAGAGCUGAGGUCAGAAUAACAAAGUCUUCUUAAAGAUUUUGAGGUCUGGAGGAGCAAGUCUUCGGCUGAAGUCAGAAGAGCAGCUUCUUGAACUCUGUCAGUUCUAAGAUUUUCUUUUCAGAGUUUGAUUUGAAUAUUGUGAAGCCCGAACUGCUUGGUAAGCCUCACGAAGUCAUCCAAGAGUUCCUAGAAGGUUAUUUCUGUUUAUUAGAAAGUUCCUUUUCCCAGGAGCUUCCUUUUUCGAUAUUCCUGAGUAUGGCUACUCUUGAAGUUUUCUUUGGUGACUCCAGAUAUUGCCUCCUUUUUUUGAAUUAAUUCCCGACGUUUGCCUUUUUUCUUAAUAUUCCAAAGCCUUCUAGAAACUCCAAGGUUUACGGUAGUGCUGUUUCACACGCGGAACUCGUCCGACCAGCGGGUGGUCAUGGGAAAACGACCAACCGUUUGACUGCACACCUUGAUCGUCUUCGAGUAAUUUCCUUCUUUUGAAGGUUUUCCCUAACUUGGGAAUUUUUGAUUGAAAUAUUCAAUGGGAAACGCCCUUGAGAAGCAAGAAAAUUGGACUUCGAUAUAAAAUUUCUACUGAUAUGAGUCAUUCUAGGUCAUUUUUGGCUCACAAAAAGUCCGAGAAUUAAAUUGAAAACCAUCAAAUUGUCCUUUCUUGAUGUUUCAAAGUCAGUUUUUUUUUUCAAUUUUCGUUAUUUGCGUUGAAAUAUAACAUCUUCCGUUUCCUGACAGGCAUAUUAACCGGAUAAUUAUCUCAAAAGAUGGUCCGCAUCUCAAAAUUGCGUUAGGAAUGCAGAGCAAUUUUCCAAGGUACCUUAGAUAUGCGUCUUGAAUGACAGUUCAAAGAGCUCCUGCCGACAUAAUUUUCAAGAUCUUCCCUUUCCCCUCGGCUCCCACACCCUCAACGAUUUUAUUGGCCAUAACGAAUCGAUACUUUUUCCAUUCAAAACCGAAGUUGUUCAGGGAAUCCGACCGCAAACUGGUUGCCGACGAGAGAAGACUUUGAGUGA
Molecule: messenger RNA, 12685 nt
Organism: Caenorhabditis auriculariae
Lineage: Eukaryota; Metazoa; Nematoda; Chromadorea; Rhabditida; Rhabditidae
Source: the annotation of a GenBank genome assembly